CGACCGCAGGCGCAAGAUGAGGUCGGGUGGGUAGAGAGAAGAAGAGGAUAAAGCUUCGGUUCUGCAGUCGUUGUAAGUGCCAAUUCCGUCAACGCCCCUCUGAACGGGGCCUGAAUGUCCGGAAGCCUACCUCCUGGAGAUCCAUUUGCCCCGCCGACAAUGGACCCCACCAAUCCGUACAACAUGCAGAUGAUGGGCCAGCGGGGCUUACCUAUGGUAGGCAUGCACCCGGACAUGUCCCAGGGCCCCCACCUUCCUCCCAGGUCCAUGCCUCUACAGAGAGGUCCACACGGGAUGCCUCCCCCGCCAGGAAUGGGAAUGAUAGCCAGCAACAAUCCCUACGGUCCGUCGGGCCCUCUCCCUCCCAACAUGAGUGGUGGUGGGCAGAUGAUGCCGCCGGUCGCCAUGCGCCCCAGCAUGAAUCCCAUGGGCCAGAAGAUGCCCAACCCACUCAACAACGUCCAGCUCCAGCAGCUGAGUGCACAGAUCAAGGCCUACCGCAUGUUGUCUCGCAGCAUCACGCCACCAGAGGCCCUCAUCAGUAUAGUCCAGGGGAGGAAACCAACCGCAGCCAUGUUGGGCUCUCUCAGUCGUGGCAACACUGCCGGACAGCAGGGUGGGAUGGGAGGAUACCCAAUUAGUGGAGGGGUUCCCUCUCCAGCGGGGUCAGUCGGAGGGAGGGAGUCUCCAGCACAGACUAAUAUCAGUCUCUACCCUCCCUCCCCGUCCACUGGAGGGGCGGGGCAUUCCGAUGGAGCCACACCCCCAGUGAACCCGGCGCCUCACCUGAUGCAGAGCCACACCUCAGGAGCUGCCCCCAAUGUCACCUUACAACCUGGCGGAGAACUACCUCCACAGGUGAAGCAAGCCAUGUCAUCGUCCCAGAGUGUGGCAGUCAGUGUCCCCACACCUCUCCCGGCUGCCUCUCACUCCUCCUCGGAGCCUCCUGGCAAACCCACGACACACGAGGCGUCCCAGAGCACCUCCGGCGGCCACCACCACCACCACCAGCAACAGCAAUCUGAACAACAACAGCAGGCGACACAGCAGCGUAAGACCCAGUCCACUAGCUCUUCUCUGAAGCAGGUGAAGCUGACAACCAUGAAGCGUCCUCCAGGGAUCGACCCCAUGGCCGUCAUGAAGGAGAGGGAAACCCGGAUCGAGGCCCGCAUAGCCCACAGGGUGUACGAGCUGGAGAACUUGACUGCCAGCCUCCCUGACCCCAUCAAACGCAAGGCCAUGAUAGAGCUGCGGGCACUGCGACUCCUCAACUUCCAGAAACAGCUGCGAGCUGAGAUUCUCUCGUGUUCUCGACGGUCCUCCACUCUGGAGACUGCCCUCAACCUCAAGGCAUACAAGCGUCCGAAGCGCCAGUCGGUGCGAGAGGCAAGGAUCACAGAGAAACUGGAGCAGCAGCAAAAGUUGGAACAGGAGAGGAGGAAGAGGCAGAAACAUCAGGAAUAUCUUAACAGCAUCAUGUCUCACUCGAGGGAUUUCAAGGAGUUCCACCGCAACAACAUGGCCCGCACCUCGCGACUCAGCAAGGCCGUCCUCAACCACUACGCUCUGUUGGAGAGAGAGCAGAAGAAGGAGCAGGAGAGGGUGGAGAAGGAGAGAAUGAGGCGACUCAUGGCGGAGGACGAGGAGGGCUACAGGAAGCUGAUAGACCAGGAGAAAGACAAGAGGCUGGUGUACCUCCUCCAGCAGACUGACGAGUACAUUGAGAGUCUCACCGACAUGGUCCAGCAGCACAAGGAGCACCUCCAGAAACUCAAGAGGAGGAAGAACUCCAAGAAACGAAGACUCACUGUGGAGCAGGGAGCAGGGGAGGAGGUGAAGGAGGACUACAGAGUGACUGUCAUUGACACCUCCACGGGGAAGAAACUGACGGGAGACCAGGCCCCCCUCAAGAGUGAGCUGGAGCAGUGGCUCAAGGAACACCCCAAUUAUGAGGCCAUGGACAAUGAUGAGGAGUCUGGAUCUGCUGCUGAGGAUGAAGGAGAGGACAAUGAGGGGGUGGAAGCAGAGGGGGCGUCGACCAAGGACAUCGACCCCAACAACCCCAGGGAGUACAUACAGAAGACCUCGGCCACUAUGGACGAUGAGUACAGCACGAAGAAGGGGACCAUGCAGAACUACUAUGGCAUUGCCCACACUCUGAGGGAACCCGUGGACUCCCAGCCCACUAUCGUGAUCAAUGGCAGGCUCAAGGAGUACCAGAUCACGGGACUGGAGUGGCUGGUGUCUCUCUAUAACAACAACCUGAACGGUAUCCUGGCAGACGAGAUGGGGCUGGGCAAGACCAUCAUGACCAUUGCACUGGUUGCAUACCUCAUGGAAACGAAGGGAAACAAUGGACCCUAUCUAAUCAUCGUACCCCUAUCUACCAUGUCCAACUGGGUGUUGGAGUUUGAUAGGUGGGCCCCCUCCGUCAUCAAGAUUGCCUACAAGGGAGCUCCCGCUGGGAGACGUUUGCUGACUCAGCAGAUCCGCCAGUCGCGGUUCAACGUACUCCUGACCACCUAUGAGUACGUCAUCAAAGACAGAGCCACUCUGGCCAAGGUUCGGUGGAAGUACAUGAUAAUAGACGAAGGCCACCGGAUGAAGAACCACCACUGCAAGUUGACCCAGGUCCUCAACCAACACUACCACGCUCCUCAUAGACUCCUCCUCACUGGAACUCCCCUACAGAACAGUCUGCCUGAGCUGUGGGCUCUGCUCAACUUCCUCCUGCCCACCAUCUUCAAGUCUGUGGCUACAUUUGAGCAGUGGUUCAACACACCUUUCGCCAUGACCGGAGAAAAGAUGGAGUUGAAUGAGGAGGAGACCAUUCUCAUCAUCCGUCGUCUGCACAAGGUCCUCCGACCGUUCCUCCUGCGGCGGCUGAAGAAGGAGGUGGAGUCACAGCUCCCUGACAAGGUGGAGUACGUCAUCAAGUGCGACAUGUCGGCCCUCCAGAGACAGAUGUACAGCCACAUGCAGAAGAGGGGCAUUCUGCUCACAGAUGGCUCCGAGGCCAAUAAGAAGGGCAAGGGUGGUGGUAGAGCUCUGAUGAACACCAUAGUCCAGCUGCGGAAGUUGUGCAAUCAUCCGUUCAUGUUUCCGAACAUUGAGGAGGCUCUCUGUGAACACAUGGGACUCAACACCACCUACAUGACCGGACCAGAGUUGUACCGAGCGUCUGGGAAGUUUGAGGUCCUGGACCGGAUGUUGCCAAAAUUCAGAGUCACCAACCACCGCACCCUUGUCUUCUGUCAGAUGACCUCUCUCAUGACAAUCCUUGAGGACUACCUCAACUGGAAAAACCUGGCCUACCUUCGUCUGGACGGAGGGACAAAGGCAGACGAGAGGAAGGAGCUGCUGGAGAUGUUCACUGCCCCAGACUCUCCCUACUACUUCUUCCUCCUCAGCACCAGGGCCGGGGGUCUGGGUCUGAACCUGCAGGUGGCCGACACUGUCAUCAUCUUUGACUCUGACUGGAAUCCUCAUCAGGACAUGCAGGCCCAAGACAGGGCUCACCGUAUCGGCCAAACGAGCGAGGUGAGGGUUCUGAGGCUGUGUACUGUCAACAGUGUGGAGGAGAAGAUACUGGCAGCUGCCAGGUACAAACUCAACGUCGACGAAAAGGUGAUCCAGGCAGGGAUGUUUGAUCAGAAGUCCACCACCAGUGAGAGGAAGGCUUUUCUUGAGGCCCUCCUGGAGGAGGAGGCCAUCGAGGAAGAGGAAGAGGCGGAGGUCCCUGAUGAUGAGCAGCUUAACGACAUGAUAGCUCGAAAUGAAGAAGAGAUCCAAUUAUUCACUCGCAUGGACAUGGAGCGGUGCAGCAGAGAUGCCAUGGACCCCAAUCUUCGUCACAAACCUCGGCUCAUCUCAGAGGAGGAGCUGCCUUCGUGGCUGCUCAAGGGAGAGGAAGAGAUGGACCAGCUAGAGUACGAGGCCAAUGAGGGACGGCUGUUUGGCCGGGGGUCAAGGGCCAGAAAGACUGUGGACUAUUCUGAGAUGCUCACCGAGAGAGAAUGGCUCAAGGCGGUGGAAGAUGGCACCCUGGACGAGACAGAGGCCAAGAAACAUAGGAGGAGGAAGAGAAAGACCAACGACCCUGAUGAUACUACUCCUCCUGCUAAGCGUAAGAAGACGGGACGAGCAGGGGCUGCCCUGCUAUCGGCGAAAAUGACCCGUAUGUUGGCCAAGUUGUGGGAGAUGACUGUGGACCACAGAGACUGCACCGGUCGACAGAUCACCGGGAUAUUCAUGGUCCUGCCCACCCGCAAGGAGCUCCCCGAGUACUACCAGAUCAUCCGCAAACCCAUCGACUUCAAGAAAAUCAAGGAGCGUAUCCAGAAGGGCAAGUACCGUGGUAUAGCAGACAUGCAGGAGGACGUCCUACUGCUGUGUAGGAAUGCUCGUACCUACAACCAGGAGGGCUCUCAGAUCUACCUCGACUCUCAGGAGCUGGAGAGGGCAUUUAUGGAGGCCAAGGCCCAGGUGGAGAGUGGAGCAGUCGACUGUGGGGAGAGUGACGAUGAACAACAGAGAGAGGGAGAGGGAUAUGUGUCAGAUACUUCAGAUGGUAAGGUGUAACGUGUCUAACUAGGGUAUGAGGUAAAUGCUCUCCAUUGUUUUAUGUUGCUGUGGAGAGAGUUGAUUCGGCCCUAGUACAGCAACAACAACUUGAUUGUGUACAUUCUAUAGUCUCAUACCUACUACAUUAAUUAAGUCCUUUUGGGGUAGUUGAAUAAUCUCAUUGUUCACACUCUAGUGUCCACACCUCGAUCCACUCCAAAGCUAAAGGGUAUUCGACCAGAUAGAGGCAAGGUAAGCAGACGAACAUUGUGGGUAUAUAAUGCUCUCAGUACUGCUGAUAUAUAGUAUUCUCCUGUGGGUGUCUGUCUACUCUCCCCAGUGCAAAUGUGUCAGUUUUCAACUGCUUGAGCAGCUGCAACGUGCUCUGUUUGACUUAUUACAGAGCGUGACGCGGGAUAGAGAAGCGUGUUAUUUGCAGAUCUACUGCAUGAAUGUUGUUGUGUUUCUGUGGCAGGGACGAAAGAGGAAAGGCCCAGGGAGACCGAGGAAGCACCCGAUGAUAGUGGAAUCCGACAAUGACGAGAGUGAAAUUCAGUAUGCAGCGACGGAUUACGUCCCAUCCCCAGCCUCAUCCUACACAUCCUCCCAGGUCCCCUCCCCCGCCUCAUCCCUUGCCUCAUCCUCACACUCCAGGAGAAAGACAUGAUGCCGUCCCCAGCCACUGUCCAUGCCCUCAGUGACCACUAAUAUCAUAACUUAUGUACAGCAAUCAUGUACAAACUACCAUACUGUUAUACCUGUAGUAGUUGUUUGGUUCAUUUAACUGGUAUGGCAGAUUUCAUGAUGACAUCAUCAUUUGGGGAUCGUCCACGUUAUUACUAUAGAGUGGCCUUGUUUGGAUUGGCACCACAAUGGCCAGAUUUCGGUUCUACAAUCUACUUUACUGCAUGCACAGCAGUCUUGUCGUAAGUUCUCUGUUCCACUUCUGUAGGUGUUUGUUCCUUUCAUCAAGGUCCCUAAUUGUUUCUUGUAACUUCUGGUUGUGUUGGUGUAGCAGUACCAUGUGUUUCUCUGCGUUUGCUAAAACGUGGCAGUCCAUGUCUUUACGUGCCAAUCUCUCGGUACAACCAGCAUACCUAUACUGACAGUCCACAGUUUCAAGUGGACAAGUGUUGUUCAAGUGCUCUUUCAAAUCCUUGCGUCUCAUCUCAGUGUUACUACAGUGGUUGGGACAUAUGAUGAGUACUUCAGGGCACUCGUCGUGGUGAAGAUUCACGGCAUUGUGGGAGACAUCUAGCCCGCAGUAAGUGCAUCUCUCGCGUCGAUACUUGCACAGCUUUAGGUGUCGCUCGUAGUCUGCACGCCUGAUUGUCUUGUAGCACAUUUUGAAUGGACAUGUGGACUCUGCGUAAUCACAGCUAUCGGGGGACAUAGGGCUAAGGUGUUGGCUCAGACACUCGCAACGUCCUCUCCACAAACAGCCGUCUUUGAAGUGGAUACACCUGGUGUAUGCCUCGUCGAUCUCGCGUCUCAGUGACUUGUUGAGAAUGUGAGCAAAGUUCUCUUGUCUGCAGUGUGGACACACUUUCCUUGGUCGGUGGGCCUGCAGCCAACCAGUGAGGCAGGGCUGGCAGAUGUGCUGGCCGCAGCAUUCAGUGAGACAAGGAUCAACCAGGGGCUCUAUCUUACACUUGACACACGAGUAUUUAUGACUGGCAUCAUAGGUGUCUAGGGUGGUGGAUUUGGAGGGGUUGACUCGAGCGUUCUGUGAGUGGAUUUCCCGCAUUAGUGACUUGUUCUCGAUGUGUUUGAAGUUCUCCGUGCGACACUGCGGACAGGUUUUUCGCCCGAGCCGCUGCCUGUUGUUCUCAUCCCACUGAACGAGGCAGGCGUUGCAGUAGUGUUGGCCGCAGCAUUCGGUCAGGUGCGCGUCCCGCAAGGUGUCGAGGCAAAUGCUGCACUGAUACUUUGGGUCGGUUGUAAGUGAUGCCAUGAUGCUGCGCUGCUGCCGAGUCUCUGCACUAUCAGGUUGUACAAUGCCGGGAAUCCCCGCGGAAAGUCCGAUCGCUGCAUCGUUAACCCUCGGCGCGCAUGCGGGCCCAUCCAUCAAUUGGCAGUUACAACAUGGUAUGCGCGUACGUCACCUACCGCAUAGCCUCUGUGCCUGCCUUGCAGCCUGCUGAGAUAUUUAUGACAUGUCUCACUAAAUCCGGACCUUUUUGCUUUUUUUUGAAAGGGUAGAUGAAAGCCAGGGGUAGAAACGAUGGAGACAAUGUAUUGGUGUCAGAUACUAGCUUGGCGCCGCACCAAGUACAAGAAUUUCAAUUAGCGCGUUGAGGAAUGCACGACCUUCGACGACUUGCUCGACCUAUGCUUAGUUUUUUGACAAAACAGACGGAGCAUUCGCUUGAAACCACACGGAGAGUUGUAAAAAGGAUCAAAGUAAGGUACUGUGCAUUUAGCUUAGCUCUAGGGCUCACGCUGUGAGUGUGGCAGAGUUAUUAGUAUUCUUCACUAUAUCUUGCCGAGCGGUAGGGGAUCGCUGGGGAUAAUAGGAUUUUCAGUAUCUUUCUUACAUAUUACAUCGAGUCAGUUGCAAAUCC
This is a messenger RNA of Geodia barretti, 7127 nucleotides long. Lineage: Eukaryota; Metazoa; Porifera; Demospongiae; Tetractinellida; Geodiidae. The record is from the annotation of a GenBank genome assembly.